GCGCAUAGUGGUAGCACUAAUCGCAGCUGCCCCAUCAGCAGUUCGCAAUGUUGGCACACUUCUAGUUCUAGGUUACGUGUUUGUGUUUUGAUUGUCAAUUUUAGCUUAUUUUGUCCGCACUAGUUUAACCACUCAAAAUGAAGACCCGGUUCUCUACGUUUGAUAUUAUUUGCAAUGUCACCGAGCUGCAGAGACUGGUGGGCAUGCGUGUGGCUCAAGUUUAUGAUGUGGGUAACACCACCUACUUGAUUAAACUGCAACGCCCUGAAGAGAAGGCUGUAUUACUCAUUGAAUCAGGUAUCAGAUUUCACUCGACAGCUUUUGAAUGGCCGAAAAAUGCCAGUCCAUCUGGAUUCAGUAUGAAGUUGCGUAAACAUCUGAGAAAUAAGAGACUGGAGUCUCUCCGUCAAAUGGGGAUGGAUCGUAUUGUAGAUUUUCAAUUUGGUACGGGAGAGGCAGCAUACCAUAUUAUAUUGGAACUAUACGAUCGUGGUAACAUCAUUUUGACGGACUAUGAAAUGACAACUUUGAACAUACUACGACCUCACACUGAAGGAGAAGAAGUUAGAUUUUGUGUGAGAGAAAAAUAUCCAACUGGCCGUGCAAGGGAAAGGAUGCCACCUCCCUCAGUAGAACGAAUUAAACAAAUUUUAUCUGAAGCCAAAGCAGGUGAAAGCCUGAGGAAAGUUCUGAAUCCACAUUUAGAAUACGGUCCUGCUGUCAUUGACCACAUUUUAUUGCUGGCGGGAUUUCCUGCAGGAGUGAAGAUCAACAAAGGUUUAGAUCCCAAUUCAGAAGAGGAUAUUAGUAAGUUAAUGGAAUCAUUGCAACAAGCAGAGCACAUGAUUGACAGAGCUUUGCAAGAAAAGUCAAGAGGUUACAUCCUUCAGAAGAAAGAGCUAAGAGAUCCUUCAAGUGAGGAUUUUUUUCUGAGUAAUCAAGAAUUUCACCCGACUGUGUUCCUUCAAAUGAGAGGCCAGCCAAUCAGGGAAUUUGAUUCCUUUGAUCAAGCUGUUGAUGAAUUUUACUCUUCUCAAGAAAGCCAGAAAAUUGAUCUCAAGGCCAUUCAGCAGGAGAGAGAGGCUCUGAAGAAAUUAAAUAAUGUGAAAAAGGAUCAUGUUAACAGACUACAAGCACUCACAAAAACUCAGGAAGCAGAUCGUAUGAAAGCUGAGCUUAUUAUGCGAAACCAAGAGCUCGUUGACAGUGCUAUAAUUGCAGUACGAACUGCCAUUGCCAGUCAGGCUUCUUGGUCUGACAUUGGAAUUAUGUUAAAGGAAGCCCAGUCUCAAAAAGAUCCCAUAGCUACAUGCAUAAAACACUUGAAACUGGAAAUGAACCACAUAACUGUUCUUCUAAGUGACCCUUUUUCUGAUGAUGACUCCGAUUCGGAUGAAACUCCUCUGAAGCCAACACUUAUUGACCUCAACUUGGACUUGGGUGCAUUUGCGAAUGCCCGCAGUUACUAUGACCAAAAGAGGUCUGCUGCUAAAAAGCACCAGAAAACUAUUGAGUCUCAAGAAAAAGCUUUCAAAAGUGCAGAAAAGAAAACAAAACAAACACUUAAGGAAGUUCAAGUGUUAACAAAUAUUAGCAAAGCUAGAAAAACCUUCUGGUUUGAAAAAUUUUUCUGGUUUAUCAGUUCUGAGAAUUAUCUUGUCAUUGGAGGCCGGGAUCAGGUCCAGAAUGAACUAAUUGUAAAGCGGUAUAUGAGAGCCGGUGAUAUUUAUGUUCAUGCUGACCUAUCUGGAGCCAGCAGUAUAGUUAUUAAGAAUCCUUCUGGGAAACCAGUUCCACCAAAGACACUGAAUGAAGCAGGUGUGAUGGCCGUUUCGUACAGUGUUGCGUGGGAAGCCAAAGUUCUCACCAAUGCCUGGUGGGUACAAAGUGAUCAAGUUUCCAAAACUGCUCCCACUGGUGAAUACCUGACCACAGGAAGCUUCAUGAUUCGUGGCAAGAAAAAUUACCUCUUACCUGCACACCUCAUCAUGGGCUUUAGUUUCCUCUUUAAAUUAGAAGAAAGUUCUGUCUCGAGACAUGCAGGUGAGAGGAGAGUGCGUGGGGCAGACGAGGAAGCUGACCUCAGACACGACUUCCAAGAAGCCAGUGAAGAUGCUGAACAGGAAAUUGAUUUAGACAAUUCUGAUGAUGAGAAUAAAUCGGAAGAAGAUACCCCAAAAGAAAAUGUUGAAGGAAAUGCUGAUGAAGUAGAGCCCACUGAGUCAAAUGAAAGUGGUGAUCAUCCAAAGAGUGAUGAUGAGUCACUUUUCCCUGAUACCAAAAUUGCUGUAGACCACCUGGUAAAAAAUGUAAAUGAUAUUAGAGUAUCAGUUAGUGAAGAAUAUAUUGUUGGUAGUAGUCGUCCAAUUCCAAAGGAGAAAGGACAACCCAAAAAGACAUCAGGCCAAGAUAAAGAAAAAGGAAAACAAGAAGAUGAGGAGGAGGACGGGAGCAGCAAGAAACAACAACAAACUCAAUUGAAAAGAGGGCAGAAAGGAAAGUUGAAAAAGAAAGAAAAGUACAAGGACCAGGACGAAGAAGAAAGGGCUCUACGUAUGCAAGUGCUUCAGUCCGCAGGUGCUCCGAAAGAGAAGGCUAAGAACAAAAAGGGAAAGGGAAAGGCGCCCCCAUCUGGACCAAAGCCUAACAUACCGCAACCCAAAAUUCCUAAAAAGACGAUCCGGGCUGAGGAUGGAACACAGCAAGAUGCCAACAGGGAGGGAGAUGAUGAGGAAGACCCUGCAGAACCAGUGGUUUUGGCCGAGGUUGACAUGCUGGACUCCCUCACUGGAAUCCCCCUCCCAGAAGAUGAAAUUCUCUUUGCAGUGCCGGUGGUGGCGCCGUAUAAUUCUUUACAAAAUUACAAGUACAAGGUGAAAUUGACUCCUGGAACAGGGAAAAGGGGCAAAGGAGCUAGGACGGCACUGAACAUGUUCCUGCGAGACCGUCAAGCUACUGCCCAUGAGAAGGACCUGCUGAAGGCUGUUAAGGACCAAGACCUAGCUCGCAACAUUCCUGGUUCAGUCAAGGUUUCAGCACCUCAACUUCAAAAAUUGCGCAAGUAAAAUGUUAAACCACUUUAAGGAAAAGUUAACUUAUUCGUCUGUAAAUUUGCUGAUAAAAUAUUUGUUUUGGUAGAUGCUCAUUGUGACUGUACUUUUCAAGUGAAGGUUUUGUGAUUUUCUCUGUAAUACUCUUACAAAUAUGUUGCACUUACUAAUACCUUGCUCCCAAGUCAUAUUUUACUAUCCAAUGCAUAUUUGCGCAGAGUAUUGACUGUGUCAUUUAUAUUUCUGCUUGUUCUAAACUUUUGCAUUUUAUCACCCAAGCUAAUUUUGAGUGGUAAAUGAGAAUUUGGUGAUUUCAAUCAGAUAACUGCAAGUUGAAAGAACCUAGACUGAUUGCAGCUGUGAUUUCAAUGUGAGUGAGAUAUUAACAUGAAAGCUAUUUGUGAAGACCAAAUUGGUAUAUUGAAAGGUACUUAUUUUCUUCACCUCAGCUUCAUCCAUCUUUACCCUUCCAUUAAAUGUCCUAUGAAUGUGUAUUGUGUAUAAUCUUGUUCAUUUUCUUCUUCUUUUAAAACAGGAAAAUAAAAUGAGUAAGCAUUUUA
Messenger RNA from Thrips palmi, 3610 nucleotides. It is a transcript of the gene Clbn, whose product is annotated as nuclear export mediator factor NEMF homolog. Gene Ontology annotation, molecular function: tRNA binding; ribosomal large subunit binding. The record is from RefSeq and is a predicted model, not a curated record. NCBI's taxonomy places the organism in Eukaryota, Metazoa, Arthropoda, Insecta, Thysanoptera, Thripidae. Gene Ontology annotation, cellular component: RQC complex. Bases 138 to 3065 code for a protein of 975 amino acids. The transcript is spliced from 17 exons. Gene Ontology annotation, biological process: rescue of stalled cytosolic ribosome; ribosome-associated ubiquitin-dependent protein catabolic process.